CCCACCUUGGCCUCUGGAACCUCAGCCAGAUUUGGAGGAAAGAACCAGUUUUCAGAGGGGUUGCCUCAGACCACACUAUCUCCACUCGCCCAGCCUGUGAAAGACUAGCGACCAUGUUUUCCAACAGGAUGGGAACUGUAGCUGCUGCAAAAAGGAGGACAUGUCUUCUCUCCUUACUGCUCAUUGGCCUCUGGGGCUGUGUGACUGUCACCUGUCACGGGAGCCCUGUGGAGGACAUCUGCACAGCCAAACCUCGGGACAUCCCUGUGAAUCCCAUGUGCAUUUACCGUUCCCCAGAGAAGAAGGUGACUGAGGAGGAGGGCUCCGAGCAGAAGGUCCCUGAGGCCACCAACCGGCGGGUCUGGGAACUGUCCAAGGCCAAUUCCCGAUUUGCCACCGCUUUCUAUCAGCACCUGGCUGACUCCAAGAAUGACAAUGACAACAUUUUCCUGUCACCCCUGAGUAUCUCCACAGCUUUUGCUAUGACCAAGCUGGGUGCUUGUGACAACACCCUCAAGCAGCUAAUGGAGGUUUUUAAGUUUGAUACCAUCUCUGAAAAAACAUCUGACCAGGUCCACUUUUUCUUUGCCAAACUGAACUGCCGACUGUAUCGAAAAGCCAACAAAUCCUCCGAGUUGGUAUCCGCCAACCGCCUUUUUGGAGACAAAUCCCUUAUCUUCAAUGAGACCUAUCAGGACAUCAGUGAGGUGGUAUAUGGAGCCAAGCUCCAGCCCCUGGACUUCAAGGAGAAGGCAGAGGAGUCCAGACUGACCAUCAACAAGUGGAUAGCUAACAAGACUGAAGGGCGCAUCACUGACGUCAUUCCCCCGGACGCCAUCAACGAGUUCACUGUUCUCGUGCUGGUCAAUACCAUCUACUUCAAGGGGCUGUGGAAGUCAAAGUUCAGCCCUGAGAACACAAGGAAGGAGUUAUUCUACAAGACUGAUGGGGAGUCGUGUUCGGUAUCCAUGAUGUACCAGGAAGGCAAGUUCCGCUACCGGAGUGUGGCAGAAGGCACCCAGGUGCUUGAGCUGCCCUUCAAGGGUGACGACAUCACCAUGGUGCUCAUCCUGCCCAAGCCUGAGAAGAGCCUGGCCAAGGUGGAGCAGGAACUCACCCCAGAGGUGCUGCAGGAGUGGCUGGAGGAGCUGGCAGAGACGCUGCUGGUGGUCCACAUGCCCCGCUUCCGCGUGGAGGACAGCUUCAGUGUGAAGGAUCAGCUGCAAGACAUGGGUCUCGUGGACCUGUUCAGCCCUGACAAGUCUAAGCUCCCGGGUAUCGUGGCAGAAGGCCGGAGUGAUCUCUACGUCUCGGAAGCAUUCCAUAAGGCAUUCCUUGAGGUAAAUGAGGAAGGCAGUGAGGCAGCAGCAAGCACCGCCAUUGGGAUCGCUGGCCGUUCACUGAACCCCAACAGAGUGACCUUCAAGGCCAACAGGCCCUUCCUGGUGUUGAUAAGGGAAGCUGCUCUCAACACUAUUAUCUUCAUGGGCAGAGUAGCCAACCCCUGUGUUAACUAAAGUGUUCUUCUUAUCCUUUGCACCUCUUCCUAUUUUGGUCUGUGAAUAGAAGUAAAAAUAAAUACAUCUACUCCCAUCUCACAAUUAUGAAUGGACUUUGCCAGUUGAAAUGAAGACAAGGACAGGAAGAUGCUACUGGGGAUCUGGUAAAAUGAUGCUUUCAACCGUUCUGUACCAGUGAACACACCUGAGUCAAGACAGAAGGAGGGAGAUGUCACUGCUCCAUCUUAAAAGAUGGCAGGCUUCCUGAAGGGGCAGGGGGAGCUGGGAAGCUCAGUAUUCCCAUCAUACUAAAGAAUAUCCAAAAAUUAAAAAUGAAUUAAUGUCUAUAUACAGAAAAGACAGAGAUUCGACUCGAGUAUUAAACCAUUUAGUUCUCAAACCA
Messenger RNA from Manis javanica (Malayan pangolin), 1902 nucleotides. RefSeq names its product serpin family C member 1 (gene SERPINC1). Gene Ontology annotation, molecular function: serine-type endopeptidase inhibitor activity. Gene Ontology annotation, biological process: regulation of blood coagulation. Lineage: Eukaryota; Metazoa; Chordata; Mammalia; Pholidota; Manidae. The record is from RefSeq and is a predicted model, not a curated record.